Messenger RNA from Ornithodoros turicata, 2098 nucleotides. RefSeq names its product NADH-cytochrome b5 reductase 3-like. Gene Ontology annotation, molecular function: oxidoreductase activity; FAD binding. The transcript is spliced from 2 exons. The record is from RefSeq and is a predicted model, not a curated record. The coding region runs from base 194 to 1108 and encodes 304 amino acids. NCBI's taxonomy places the organism in Eukaryota, Metazoa, Arthropoda, Arachnida, Ixodida, Argasidae.
UGUAAUCGUCCGCGCGCGAAGGACUUGUUGAAUGGCCCCUGAAAAACGAAAGUUUUCCGCGUACUUCGACGCUCUCCAUGGAUGAUAAUUUGCGGAAAUCAUAUAUAGAUAAAUAGGUCUACGCGAGGGGAGCGAGAUAGAGAGAGGGAGCUGACACUUAUCCUCCUAUCAAUAAAGCAGUAGCCCAGUUUUGAUGCAGAGGGGCUCGAGCAUGUCGGCCGUGCUGGUGUUGGGUGCUGUGGGCGCAACCGUGGCCGCGGUCGCCCUUUACCGAUUCUUCAGGCGCAAGUCGGCCCCGCCGAAGCUUCUGGUCGACCCUGACACCAAGUAUACGGUGAGCCUCGCCGAAAAGGAAAUCGUCAGCCAUGACACCCGGAGGUUCCGAUUUGCUUUGCCAACACCGGAACACGUCCUCGGUCUUCCUACUGGACAACACAUCUAUCUUAUCGCUUCACCAGGAGGACAACUCGUUCUGCGGCCGUAUACUCCCGUCACGAGUGACAAGCAUCACGGUUACUUCGAUCUCGUAAUCAAAGUGUACGCGAAAAAUGUGCACCCGAAGUUCCCCGAAGGAGGGAAGAUGUCGCAGCACCUUGAUGCCAUGAGUAUCGGUGAUACGAUUCAAGUGCGCGGACCGUCCGGUCUGAUUCGUUACGAGGGUCGAGGUCGCCUCGCCGUGCGGCCGGAUAAGAAGUCCCCACCUGUCAUGUACGACGUGACAGAUAUUGGCAUGAUUGCCGGAGGCACGGGGAUCACGCCCAUGCUGCAGAUUCUGCGACACAUAUUCGAGGACCCCAGCGACCGGACGCACUGUUCCCUCAUCUUUGCCAACCAGACGGAAGAGGACAUCCUCCUGCGGGAGGAGCUGGAGGGACUGGCCGCCAAGUACCCCACCCGCUUCAAGCUCUUCUUCACCGUGGACCGACCGAAGGAAGGAUGGAAGCAGGGCACAGGUUUUGUCAGCUCCGAGAUGAUAGAGCGCACAUUCGCCCCUCCGUCGGACACGAUGGUUGUCCUCAUGUGCGGUCCCCCACCCAUGAUCAACUUCGCCUGCAAGCCCAACCUGGAGAAAAUGGGCUAUCCUCCGCGGCUCUGUUUCGCUUACUGAGCAGUUCGUUGCGGAACGGCUGCGGAUCGUCGUCGUCCGAACGGUUAAACGGACGUGCGAGAACUAGACACCGCUGACACUGUAAAAAAAAAUUUCGGCAGGGGUCUCGCAGGGAUAUCGUUACGGUGGUAUGCUUGCUGUUGACGUACUUUUUAAAUUUCGAGAAAUUACAGUGCUUGAACUGACCCUUCAGAUACGCUUCCUGUAGUGUUCCUCGAAUUACUUUCUCCUCAGACUAGUUUUCAUCGCGUGAAAACGUUGUGGUCACAUUUUGAUGAAAACAUUUAUGUGAAAAGUAGAAAUGAACAUGUUUGUUUGCACUGUAAAGCAGACGGCAGACAGGUCAUGUUGGCGACGUAGUUUAAGAUCUCGUUGCUUGUAAACCGAGCGCAACAAGUUAUUACAAGUGAUGGGGAACACUGAAUAUUUUUAACUUGCGAGUAAAAUUGCGGUAAAACGGCUCUGUGCGACCUCUGGUGGGAAAUAAUCCCAAAUUCCCAACUGGUUUGCUGGUCAUGGUGGCUACGUAGCAGACUUCUUUUGUUUUAGACACAGUGUUAGGAGCAUGCAACGUAGUUUUGCCGCCGUACUUAACGAGAAGCAAGCAGUUGGAGGCGACUUCGGCGUAGUGUUGCCCAUAAUUUUCACUAGACGACUUCAGAAAAUCCCAGAGUGCUUAGCGACGCUUUGAACUGUGGGAGUUUACUGAUGCGCAAGUAAGGUGGCCUCCAAACUGUUUAGAUUUCUCCUCUCCCGGCCCAUUUUCAAUGACGUGUCGAGGUCGGCGGAAGCGAAACGUGAAGGAUUAUUCUUUUUUUUUUCCCGCUCCGUAAGCACCCAUGAUGCUCCGCGUGUGCAAGGAGCACUGGGAUUUUCUGAAAUCGUCUAUUUUAAUUUUCUAAACAUCGAUGACUAUGAGCUCAGUUGUGAUGUAAGAGUGCUGAAGGCUCAGGCUAUCCAGUAAAUAAAUUUUCUGAGGUUGCAGCUCUA